Orbilia oligospora ATCC 24927 is the source of this 1542-nucleotide messenger RNA. RefSeq lists its product as uncharacterized. The transcript has a single exon. NCBI's taxonomy places the organism in Eukaryota, Fungi, Ascomycota, Orbiliomycetes, Orbiliales, Orbiliaceae. Bases 1 to 1542 code for a protein of 513 amino acids. Gene Ontology annotation, cellular component: cAMP-dependent protein kinase complex; nucleus. Gene Ontology annotation, biological process: regulation of protein phosphorylation. The record is from RefSeq and is a predicted model, not a curated record. Gene Ontology annotation, molecular function: cAMP-dependent protein kinase regulator activity.
AUGAGUCUGCCACCGGCCUAUGUACACGAGAGAACGGUGCUCGAACGCGAGAUCCAGAAGAACCAACCGGCGGACAUCCUCCAAUUCUGUGCAAACCACUUCAACAAGAGACUCGAAUCUCAACGUGCCGAGUUCUUGCUAUCCGGCGCUAACGCCACCGGAUCAUCGGCGUCUACUUUCGGCGGUAUCACAGCUACAGGAGGUCGUGCUAGUCCCGCUCUCGUCCCCGUAGAAAGCUCGUUCCCUGGAUUUAACACAUCCACCUUCAACUCCGCUGCUUCUCCACCCGCGAACGAAGUCGGCCCUAAUGAACCGAUAAUCGAGGAGGAAGAGCCGGAUAUGGGCCAGAGCCCCACGGCAUCUACUUUCCAGAAGUACAAUCUGGGGCCUAAGGAAGGGGCCGCGUCGCUUUCCGAGCAAGUCGCCCGUAUUUCUGCUUCCCCGCCACCGCCUGCAGGUACAACAUUUGCACCCCGCGGUCGCCAAGCCCAAAGCACCCUCUCCCCACCAGCUGCCCCAUCCUCCGCCUUCCGCUCUCCGUCCCCAUCCAAUGAUUUCCCAUCAAAUUACAACAUGAACCGACGAACAUCCGUCUCAGCCGAGUCCAUGGUUCCGUCCUCUGCCAGCGAAGACUGGACCCCACCAUUCACCCAAAAGACCGCCGAGCAAAUCAACCGUCUCAACUCCGCCAUCGCAGACAACCUUCUAUUCCGAAACCUAGACGAGGACCAAACCAAACAGGUCCUGGGCGCUCUUACAGAAAAAGCCAUCCGUCACAAGGACACCCGAGUCAUCACCCAAGGCGACGUCGGCGACUUCUUCUACGUCGUCGAAAGAGGAAUCUUCGACGUCUACGUCAACCCAUCCGGACAAAUGACCUCAGGACUGGAGGGACUAGGUAAGAAAGUUACUAGCAUCGGCGCGGGCGGCAGUUUCGGAGAACUAGCGUUGAUGUAUAACGCCCCCCGUGCCGCCACCGUGAUGAGUACAUCCCCGGACUCGAUCCUAUGGUCACUAGACCGAGUUACCUUCCGUAAAAUCUUAAUGGAGAACACAUUCAAGAAGCGACGUAUGUACGAAGCAUUCCUUGAGACCGUCCCAUUGUUGUCGGGACUUAUGCCCUACGAACGAUCUAAGAUUGCAGAUGCGCUGGAAACACGUUCGUACCCCGCGGAGGCGGUGAUAAUCCAAGAAGGCGACCCAGGUGAUAAUUUCUACAUUAUCGAAACGGGUCACGCGGAAGUUAAGAAGCGAUCUGAGGGUUCCAAGGUGUUGAAGACUUAUACCAAAGGCGAUUAUUUUGGAGAAUUGGCAUUGUUGAAUGAUGCCCCCCGCGCGGCUAGUGUGGUUGCUAAGGAUAAAGUUAAGCUUGCUACGCUUGGGAAAGAAGGGUUUCAGAGGUUGUUGGGACCUGUUGCUGAUAUUAUGAGGAGGAAUGAUCCUUCGCAGCAGAGUUCGUCGGUACCGCAGGUUGAUGGGCCGUCGGAUGAUACGGAUAUGGGAGGUGUUGGGGUUCUUUCGGAGAAUUAUAGUAUGAGUUAG